This is a messenger RNA of Mercurialis annua (annual mercury), 2230 nucleotides long. RefSeq lists its product as uncharacterized. The record is from RefSeq and is a predicted model, not a curated record. NCBI's taxonomy places the organism in Eukaryota, Viridiplantae, Streptophyta, Magnoliopsida, Malpighiales, Euphorbiaceae. The transcript is spliced from 13 exons. Bases 153 to 1727 code for a protein of 524 amino acids. Gene Ontology annotation, biological process: double-strand break repair. Gene Ontology annotation, cellular component: site of double-strand break; nucleus.
AGCUACACGACGUCGUCUCGUAGCUGCUAUAGAACGGCGUCGUUUAAUCUGCCGUCCUCUUUUAUUUCCUUUCCCGCCACCUUACAAUUUUACAGUCUUAAAUCGCAACUUCAGAAACACACUUUUAUCUCUGCAACACCAAAAAUAUAACAAUGGAGAAUUUGAAAAACAGAUGGAGCAUAACCUACACGAAACACAUGAAACAAAAGAGAAAAAUCUAUCAAGACGGUUUCUUAGACCAUCACAUUUCAACCAACAAGGUCAAGCUUUUUGAUGAUUGCGAGAAGCUACUGGAAUGCAAGAUAUUAAAGAGUGAAGAAGUCGUCAAAUCCGGUGAAACGCUGACGUUUGGUAGUUACUUAGUUGAUGUUGGAGAUCCUGAAGGCGAGGUUAAUUUUGAUCAUAAGAAAACUAUGACAAAACCUAAUUUGAAUUUGCAUAGUAUGGAUAAGAAAAUCGAUGAGACGCCUAGACCUAGUUUGAUUCUUCGUCGAAAGAAGUUUCGAAGUCCUUCGAUUCAAAAUUCUUCUUCUGUGGAUAAAAAGGAUGAUGUGGUGGAAAGGAAUAUUCCGGUGAAUAAUAUAAGUCCGUCGAAGAAAAUGAUAAGAGAGUUCAAGAAGAGUGAAGUGCAAAGAUAUGAAGCAUUUCAGAGCUGUCCAGAGACGGUAAAAACCGAGGAAACAGAAUGGCAAGUCAUGUACACAACUCAGAUGACUCAAAAGGCUAAGAAAUAUCAUGAUGGCUUCUUGAGGCUUGCAAAUAAUGGAUCCUUUGGGAGGCAGAUUAUGCUAUAUGAUGAAAGAAGGGAACUUUUAGGUACUAGGUUUCUCAAGAAAGAUGAGCUAAUAAGAUCUUAUGAAUCCAUAAAAUUUGACGCUCAUUUGGUGGAUAUUGGAGAACCUGAAAGGAAAAGUCGGCUUUCUGGUGAUUUGGGCAUUCAAGAAAACUUUGUUAAUGUUGUGGGCAAAAAUGGGAUAAAAAAUGGACACCAGAAUCAUCUUGAAGCCAACAGAUCUAAGUUCAAUGAGAAAGAGUGGUAUGUUCUUUACACUAGUCAGAUAACUCAGAAGGCCAAGAAGUACCACAGUGGCAUCCUUAGGCUUGCUUCUUGUGGUUCUUACAGAAUGCAGUUAACGUUACUAGACGAAGAUAAAACCAUCCUGAGCAGUAAAUUCAUCAGUAUAUCUGAAGAUGUAAAUAGCGGAUGUGCAAUUGUGCUGCCAAAAUAUCUAGUGGAAGUUGGUGAGCCACAUCAUCCCAAAGUUUUAUCGACUUAUGCAGACACCUCAAACAGUGCUUGUUCAAGCAAAGAUGCAAGUUCAAAUUUAAACAUGUCCAACAUAGGGACAGAAAAGGUUCAAAAAAUAGCUCAGUCAGGGGAGGGUGCAGAUUUGGGCAGGACCCAGACAAACGUGAUUGCUACGACAAACAAAUCCUUACGCGGCAUUCAUCAGAUCUUGUCCAUUCUCCAAAAGCCUAUUAUUAAGGACAGUGUUGAUGUGGUGAGUUCUGACAAGAACAUGACUGAACCAGUUUCCUCUGCUAAGUGUCAAGUCUCAGAUACCGAGUCUCAUCUGGAUAGUGAAAAGGCCAACUUUAAACCUUGUGAUGAAGCUUUUGCUUCUGGUUUUUCAAUUCCAGCCAGUGAUGAUAAAGUGAAGAAGACUGAGCAGCUAAAGUGUGAAAAAAUAAUAGAUGAUUUGCCGACAUUUGACCUUGGAUUUUGAGAUUGCAAUAAUGAUUAACAACCUUACACUAACAAUCUUGGCUUACACAUACCUAGCAUUGUUAUUGAUUUAAUGGCAAAUUCUGGUAAUUGUGUCACAGGUUAUCAUCUCCCCUAUGACGGAUGAUAAGAGGACAAAGCAAAAUUAUAAAUUUCUAGGAAUAUAAACUUCAUAUGUAUAGGAACUGUUUAAGCUGCACAAAAAUUAGCAAACUUUAAGUGAUAGAAUUAGAUCAAGCUCUUAUUUAGAAUGUGACGUGCCGUCCAAUUUUUUUGAAAAUUAGUUUUUUUUUUUUACGCUACAUUAAAUCGUGGCUAGUUCUGGUGCGCUAGUGUAUUUGUCAGAACUGCUUCAAGGGAAGGCUAAACGUACUUUGCAAAUGUAAACAACACACUUAGCAGCUUCAGAACAAAAGCGUCCACAAAACAGGGCCUCUAGUUUCUCUCAAACAUUAUCCAAAUAUUUGUAAAAUGUGUGAUCCUUUUUGGGUUUGCGCAUGCUAA